Molecule: messenger RNA, 1116 nt
Organism: Durusdinium trenchii
Lineage: Eukaryota; Dinophyceae; Suessiales; Symbiodiniaceae
Source: the annotation of a GenBank genome assembly
GAAAAAGGUCCGUUGAGACCUUUGAACCUGGACGUGGUGCUGCAGACCCCCAUGUGGCCAGUCGAAAACCGCACGACCGCGCGGUCUUGGUACCUGGAGAGCCAUCAGCCGACCCCUUCUGGAUGGGGAGAAGCCAGUUUGGACCUGUUUUGACAUUAAACCAAUCUCUCUCAAGUCUUUCUUGGUUUUCAACACACUGGGACUGGGGGGGCCUUUGCAGUCCCACAGUAUCAACAGAUCUUCCCAAGAUGAUACCGACCUGUUGAAUCCACCGAGUCCCUGCAGCACUUGGCUCCAGCACUUGGGGAGUCCAUUCCGCGCACCGAGGGUGCGCAGCACAUUCCGCGCCGCACACCUGUCCUUCAAAAAAUGGGAGAUGACGAGGAGCGGCAGCCGCCGGGCGUGUAUACCCUGAUUGCCGACGGGGAGGAGAAGAAGACCUCCAUUGGCUUUACAGGAAAGGCGACAGCCAACUAUGCCAAUGGCGACAUUUACGAGGGCGAGUUCGCCAAUGGCAUCCGGCAUGGCUCGGGCGUCUACACGUACCUUAAAGGCGACGUGUUUACCGGGACCUUUGACAACAACCUGAAGACUGGCCUUGGCCGAGUCACGUACAAGAAGGGUGGCUACUUCCAUGGGCACUUUCAGGAUGGGGUGCGCAGCGGUGAGGGCACCUUCCAGUACGCCAAUGGUGAUAUCUACUCAGGCGAGUGGAAGAAUGGGAAGAAGCAUGGUCCGGGGACGUACGUCUUCAACAAGACCAAGUACGAGUACAAGGGAGAGUGGAAGGAUGGUCAAAUGAUGACCGGCACCUGGACCUUCACUGAUGGGACGCAAUACCGCGGAGGGUUUCAAGGGCAGAAGCCUUGUGGCGAUGCCACCUGGACCACUCGUCAAGGCACCAUCGUGGAGGGAUCCUAUGUGCAGCAGGUGGUUCCAGAGGACUCUGCUCCGCCGGCUCCGCCGGGAGAAGACCCCGUGGUGGUGACACGAUGCUUCUGGCACACCGCAGCGUUGGUGGGCAGCUGAGGAUUGCAGGUGUGCAGCCGCGCAGCCGCGUGGAUGUUUCACCCAUGCAGGAACUUUGCUGGAUGGCCCCGUUCGGCGGCCAGAAAA